CCAUCAAUUUUCACAGCUUGAUACACGAGCCAUUUCAUAGCAAUAUUUGAUAAUCCGGGAUUGGUAUCUGGUGAAUAGUGUACAUCGCAAUCAAAAUCACAAGGUAUGUGUUGAUACAGCGGCAGUGAGCGACGACAUGCAACAAGGAUGCUCAGGGCAUUGAUGCGAUCGCGAGAAUCGUGAUGCUACUAGGCGUAGCGGAACUGAUGAGUCUGACUUAUGUUCCGGUUUCGAACGGUCGGAGUCGGAGGUGUUUGUGCUUGUUGAAUUCAAAGGCUUCCGACUUACUUCACGUCAAGCACAAUGGAACCAGUAGGACAAAAAUACACUCUCUGGGCGAAUCUCUACGCUUCUCCUUUUGUUGGUCCUAUUACAGGAGCGGAAUGACCUCCAUACUCUAAUUCCUCUUCGAUGAUCUCCCAGUCAAACAGGCUUUUUAUCUCGAGCCCACCAUGCGUGUCGCAAGACAUUUCAUUGACAUCUUCAUCCUAUUGGAGAUAUGGGACUGUCCAGGAAACGUCACCGUCGACACACUCGGUCUAUCUCUCGCCAAUGUCUCAACUAUGGUCUUUGUCAUACACAUCCGAGGUCUCUACCAACAUCCCGUCUCAAAGCUCUAUUUGUACACAAAGCGGAAAGGCUUCAAGAGGACAACAACAUCGGACACUUCCGUCAGAUACAUGAAUGCGUCAUGGACCGCCUCAGACGAAUCUCCCGAAUUUGAGUCCAUAUAUGACCACUCUAUUCGAGAGGCGUUCUCUCGCGUGCUUUAUAAACUGAUCGAUCCCCUAUCAUCUCUUUUGCUCUCAUCUCCCAAAGCUUUCCUAUUCGAUACAUUCAGUAAAAUCCACGUUGCAACAGAUGCCUGUCGAUUGUCCCCAACGCUAGCACCAACGCCAUCGCCUAUAGCCACGACAUCAACUCCCACCUCUGGCACCACUCUCACCGGAACGCGAACAGCUUCGGCGCUAGGGUUGAUAGACAAACGAGAUGUGAUAUCAUUGAGAAACCCUGAGGCUAACAAAAGAUCGACAGUCUGCUGGUUGGAAGUUCAAACGUUUACGCGUUAUGGUCCAUGA
Molecule: messenger RNA, 1079 nt
Organism: Suillus plorans
Lineage: Eukaryota; Fungi; Basidiomycota; Agaricomycetes; Boletales; Suillaceae
Exons: 6
Coding region: 453-1079 (208 amino acids)
Biological process (GO): regulation of autophagy; positive regulation of TOR signaling; cellular response to amino acid stimulus
Cellular component (GO): Gtr1-Gtr2 GTPase complex; fungal-type vacuole membrane; nucleus
Molecular function (GO): GTPase activity; GTP binding
Source: RefSeq, a predicted model, not a curated record